GUCCGCUUUUCUGCGGGGAAUUGGUGCACCGCAAGGAAAGCCGGAACUUUACCCAGAAAAACUUUAAAUGCUUUUGAAAUUUAAAAUAAAGCGAAAAUUGGCACAUUUUUUCUUUAAACUUUGACUCCGUGAGCACACUGUAAAGUCCUUAUGACUCAAAUAUAACUUAAUAAAAACCAGAAUGACUAAAAUUUGUAACAGUUCUUGUUGUAAAGUCACAUUUAUUCAGCAAUAAAAUACACCGUUAGUAAUUAAUUAGCUUUUUUAUCCCUGUAUCUGUAAAAUAUAACAGUUUUUUAAAAAUCAUGAUCACGGUUAUAGUUUUAUUGUUACAUUUUAUCUGCACAACAGUUUUAAAACUCAGAUGUCCAGGUUGUUAUAUUUGAGACCUUUUGGUAUUCUUGCUUGAAAAGCAACUUGUGAUUAUUAAUGUAUUUGUAGAACUCGUAGAAUUUGAAGACAAAGUUAGAGAGACAAGGUUGAGAUGAUUUGGACAUGUGCAGAGGAAGAAUAGUGGAUAGGUUGGAGAUGAAAGAUGGACCUGCCAGGUGGGCAGAUUGCAUGCAGAGGGUUGGAGUGACAAGAGAGGUUGCUAAGGAUUGGAUGUGAUGGAGGCAAUCGGAAAAUGAUGUUGAAGAUAUUUGUGGAACCGUAUUUCAAUUUGAUCAGUUUCAAUCAGCCUGUUGGUUGAGCUUUGUUUAGUUUCUUAGGGUAAUGAUUUAAGCCUAAACUCACUCUAAUUCAGGCUCUAAAGUGGCCUGUGUUUGUGAAGUUCAGGCUCAGUUGGUUAUGUUUUGGCAGUGGAUCUGUUUGUUGGAUGUGCUGCUGCAGUGCUACACAUGUGUCUGUGCGUGUCUGUGUAUACACACAUAGACACGGCUUUUCUAAUCUGUGUCUGCACAAUUGUUCCCAAUGUUUGCACUAAGGCAGCUGAGUCAGUACAGAUAAGAGCUUGGUUUCAGAGAGGGUCCCAUAGAUACUGAGCUUGAUACUGAGGAUGUUAGAGGAAAUUCACUUAGAAUUCCCCCUCAAACUCAGUUUAACCAUAUGGAAUGCACUGAUUCACAGUUUAAAUAUUGGAAUGUUCAUAAACUAUAUGCUGUUCUUUUUAAAAAACGAUAGGCCUGCAACAUUAAAAUAUCUUCUAACACGUGCUAAAAAUGCAAAUACACAGAACUUGUGAUCUUUCAUAGGUUUGUAAAAAAUUUCAGUUAUUAGUAAUAAUACGUGUAGUUGCUAGUGGGCUGAAAGGACAAAGCCGCUGUAAAUACCUGUGUAAUCACAGGAACGGGCCAGUCAUUUCUGCUCUUUGGUGGUGAUAUAAAUACACACUUUAAAGAGUCAGCUCACAUAAAAAACACACACACAAAAAAAAAACAGUUGAUGUCAAGGGGAACAAAUGCUGUCAGCUUUUUGCUUUUCCUCCUGUGUCCAGAUCAUUUCUUAUGUAAUGCAGUUCUGGUAUAUGUAAACUUAACUCAGCUGCAGGUUUACUGCAUUGGUGAAGAGUGGAGCAAACUGUGUCUUGGCAUAAGCUGUUUUUAUUGGAACUAUUUCUUGGGUAUAAAGUAGUUCCAACAAAAACCAUCAGGAGAGGCUUGCCUGUGCUUGCAAUUAGUUUACUAACUUGACCACUGAUAAUUUCCCCAUACUAAUCCUUGAGAUGUUUUUGAAGUAAUUCUGAGAAAUGAAGGAAAGUGCUAACGGAAGUACGAGAAGAAAGAGCAAAUUGAGGAAAUCUGGGCUGACCAAAAAAAGAUUUGAUUAGCAUUCGCAGCAACAAGUUUACUUGUGGCCAUUGAGUGUGCCAUCAGCACCAUAUUACCUGGCCAACAUUCCUCUGACCCCAGAAACAGCCCGGGACCAAGAGAGGCGAAUCCGCAGAGAGAUCGCCAACAGCAACGAGCGUCGGCGUAUGCAGAGCAUCAAUGCUGGAUUCCAGUCACUUAAAACACUCAUCCCACACAGCGAUGGAGAGAAACUCAGCAAGGCUGCCAUCCUGCAACAGACGGCAGAGUACAUUUUUACUUUGGAGCAGGAGAAGACACGUUUAUUGCAGCAGAACAGUCAGCUCAAACGAAUCAUACAGGAGUUAAGUGGUUCCUCCCCCAAGAGGAGGCGUGCAGAGGAGAAAGAUGAAGGGAUUGGCUCACCAGACAUCCUGGAGGAGGAGAAGACCGAGGACUUACGAAGGGAGAUGAUCGAGUUGAGACAGCAGCUGGAGAAAGAACGUUCAGCCAGAAUGAAUCUGGAAGAACAGAUGCGUUCCCUGGAUGCCCAGUUGUACCCAGAGAAGCUGAAGGCAAUCACCCAGCAGUUCCAGGAGCAGCAGGCCCAAACGCAGAGCCUUGUCCGUCUGCAGCAGCACAAACAGCUGGAGAGGGACCUCACUCCAGCCCACAGCCCACAGGUGUUGGCCCCUGCUACUCCCCCAGCACCUACACACCACGCUACAGUCAUUGUUCCUGCACCUGUCCAGACUCCUCAGUCCCACCAUGUUACUGUGGUAACCAUGGGCCCAGCAUCAGUUAUCAACACAGUUUCCACAUCUCGACAGAACCUGGAUACCAUCGUUCAGGCAAUCCAGCACAUCGAGGGCACCCAGGGAAAGGGUGGCGCCGGGGAGGAAGAGCAGAGGAGGGCGGUCAUCGUCACUUCGGGACGUGUCCUCUCUGACGCGGCAGGCUCAGACACAGCCUCAAACAGCGACGGGCCGGAUGACUGUUCACUGCCUUGAGUUCAUCCUUGACAUCUUACGUACCAUACACUCACAUGCACGCACACACCUACACACAAGCCCCAAGCAGAGCAGGGCUACGGGAGCCUACAAACUCACAGCGCUCUUGUUCAGUGGAAAAGUCUGCUAGUUAGAUUGAAGCACUUGUUGUUUUGUUUUCUUUAUCAAUAAACGUCAUGUUGUACCGUGAUAGGCAGCCCUUAUGGUUUACACUUAGACACUCAUACACACAGUCUCUUCUGUUUUUUUUUUUUCUUUCCGCUGCUUAUGUCUAGCGCCGAUCCUUCAUUCACUCACUUACACAAGCUUUCUUCGUUAAACUAUAGAAAGACAAAUAGAGCGACUACUUCACUGACUAUAAAUGCUCUGUUUUACUGGAUACUAGAACUUUCGAAUGUCAACUAAACAUUUCCAUUAACUACCAGGACUGUUAUCUCUCUGUGCGGCCCUGAAGCCGAAAAAGGAGACAAAGUCAAUGAAGAGCCCAUUGGUGUGGCGUCACCACCCCCACACCAGAGCAAUUUUUUUUUUUCCCCUAAGCUGAACAUCCUUUAAACCUCCCUCGGUUCCCGAUCCAACUGAGCUGUAUGGAGAGACACUGUGAGCUAAAAAAAGACUGUCCUAAAGUUCCACCUUUUAGGCUUUGUGUUGAGAGAAUGUGUUAUUUUACUUUUGUGAAGUCUACCUUUUCAUGCUGUGUUUCUCUUAAAAUUCCUCUAACAACAGGUUGAUGAGAAUUUCAAAGCUGUUUUUCAUGGCUGACUGGUGCUCACAGGAAAUGAAGCGAAGCUCGAAAAGAGAGUGCACUUACUGGUUCAAAACGCUAUUUUAUUUUUCUUCUCAUGUUGUUUGUUUGUUGCCAUUUUUGCUGGGCUGGGAUCCCAGUAAACCCACAUAUCUUGACCCACAUGGCUUAUUCUGUUUACUCGUGGCCUGACCAAAAAAAAAGUUUUUAAAUUUCUUUUUUUAAAUUUUGCAUUUCCUGACAUCUUCCCUUUCUGAGUUUAAAAACACAUGGCUUUUAAAAUAAGCUAUUCUUUGGGCCCCUGUUGAGUAACUGUCACAUAUGUGUCUCUUUUAGUGUUUUGAAUCAGCGAGGCUUAGCGGUGCUCCGGACUCUGGCAGUCUGCAGCAGACCCGCUUUUGCCUUGAAAUUCUUGCACGUGCAAAUAUAACUUGAAUACAAUCACUUGUUUGCUCGAUCUUAAGAGCUUGUUCUAUUUAGCCCCUUCCAGUGUAGUUUGCUUGUUUGUUUUGGGAUAUGUAUCAAAGCAGAAUAUGCUUAAAAUAUGAGGAAAAUGCUCAGGCUAUAUGCAUUUCCUUAUAUUGAAUAUUUGUCCUUUAGUGCAUUUUCUGUAAAAUGUAACAUGUUUUUUUGUUUUUUUUGUUUUACAUAUUUCUGCUUACAUUUUUAUGUGUUCUGUUGCCGGGAACUCUUGGUUGACGGACAGAUUGACGAAGACAUGUAGCGGAGAGAGGCAACAGCAUGCCUUACUAAUAGCAGGUGCAGGGAGGCACUGUGAAGCCAGCCUUAACACAGCCCUGGGGUUGAGGGAAGUUUUAUUUUUUUUAUUAUUAUGAUUAUUUUUCUCUUACUUGCAUCAUUUGGUAGCCGCUGGAACCCCUUUUUGUUUCGAGCUAUCAGAUCAAUCCAGCUGGGGUGUGUUGGAAUACUGUAUAUUCCCAGUUUUUAUUUUACAGUGCUUUUUUAAAACAGGUUGCAUUCAUAUGGUCCUGAAAGAGUAUUCAAAAUGCGAUUUCUGGUUACUAGUAGAUUUUAUUAUAUUUUAGCCCCUUAAAGCCAGUUGAUUGGCAAAAAAUUUAAAAAAAAUAUAUAUACACACAAAUAUAUAUAUAUAUAUAUAUAUAUCUACAUAUAGCCACAAAGAGACGUCAACAUUCCAUAAAUUUCCUUUAACAGUUCAUUUUUCAGAAGAUUAGUUGCAUCUUUGACGCAUCCCUCCUCACCCCUUGCAUCAGUGCAUAGAUGGAGCUUCGAACCGCUGCACAGAUAAAUCGCGGAAUUGCCCUUUAAAGAAAAACUAUUGAUGUCAGCUGCACUGCGAUAAGCAGAAUUAAAUGAUGGGUUGUUUCCGAGUGCUUCUCUUGAUAGGAAAGGGGAUUCCUGGAUAUGGAAAAAGUUUGCAUGCUCUUCUGUUUGUGGAGCUCGCUUUAUUAGUUUUUGCCCUCUGUUUGCAUUUGAUCACUUUUCGCUAAAUCCCAGACAUGGUUUAUUCCCAUCUACGUUUUACGCUCUGGUUCGAGUGUUAGGAAGCAUACGCGGACAUAUCAGGUGGUCGGAUAAGUGGGGUGGGUUUUGAGGGGAUUCCAUUAAAUAGGGUCAAGAUUACAAAGCACUUACUGUACUAUAUAGGAGUUUGCUUCUUUCUUGUUUUUUUUAUAUGAAGGAGCAUCUCCUCAUUUGAAGCUCUUGAAGUUGAGUAAAAACCGCACAGCUGUGUAUCCCCCCUUUCCCUCCAUGUCCAGUCCUCCUGCAUCUUGUCCUGUCACAUUCUUUUGCAGUUUUUAUGCUGUCUUUGUUUAUCUGUUUAUAUGUCUGAUCUCCUCAGUUUUCCGCUUGUUCUCCUUCCUCUACCCGUUUUUUUUUUUUUUUUUUUAAUUUUUUUUUGUUAGACCCAUCAAUGGAUAUGGUCAUCGAGAAGCUAUUUUUUUUUUUUAAAGAGAAAAGUUUUGGGGAUAAAGAGGCUCGUGCCUUUGUAAAGACAGAAUAAUAAAGUUUGUACUUUGUUUUGUAAA
Messenger RNA from Oreochromis niloticus (Nile tilapia), 5494 nucleotides. It is a transcript of the gene tfap4, whose product is annotated as transcription factor AP-4 (activating enhancer binding protein 4). Bases 1916 to 2737 code for a protein of 273 amino acids. Gene Ontology annotation, cellular component: nucleus. The transcript has 7 exons. The record is from RefSeq and is a predicted model, not a curated record. Gene Ontology annotation, biological process: regulation of transcription by RNA polymerase II. NCBI's taxonomy places the organism in Eukaryota, Metazoa, Chordata, Actinopteri, Cichliformes, Cichlidae. Gene Ontology annotation, molecular function: DNA-binding transcription factor activity, RNA polymerase II-specific; protein dimerization activity; RNA polymerase II cis-regulatory region sequence-specific DNA binding.